AUGAAGAAUAGUUACACUCCUGUUUCGAGUUUGGAAGCCUCCCUUAAAACGCUCAAUGAUGAAAAGUCAGGCAUUCAAAUUUCAGAUGGCACACCGCCUCGAUAUUCUGGGACAAUUGCAAUAAAUUCAAUAAAGUGUGAAGCAUUGAUAGACAAUGUGCUUGUCGCAACAUUCCAUACAGUUGUUUUCGAUGCCUUCUGUUUAGCCUCAUCUUUUGGCCUGAAGAAGUACGGAGUGUUUGAAAAUUUGAACCCUGCUGUUUACUGGUUGAUUUUUAUCACAAUAAACACAUUCUUAUUUCUUGUUUUGACGAGUAUGUUGUGUACUGUUCCAGCAAAUCAAAAGAAUCGUUCAGUAUCCAAGAUGAGAGGACAUUCGAACGAAGAAAUCAAACUUAACCUCUUGAUGACAAAAGAACUGAAGUUUGAGGUUUCGUGGUUAUUUAUUUCUGUAGUCUUGCCGAAACCAUUGUAUUUCUUUUUCGAUUUUUGCGCCAUCUUUGAAAGCCCCGACGCUUAUGAAAUCCGCUAA
Messenger RNA from Schizosaccharomyces osmophilus, 531 nucleotides. RefSeq names its product wtf meiotic driver (gene wtf9). The record is from RefSeq and is a predicted model, not a curated record. The coding region runs from base 1 to 531 and encodes 176 amino acids. The transcript is spliced from 3 exons. NCBI's taxonomy places the organism in Eukaryota, Fungi, Ascomycota, Schizosaccharomycetes, Schizosaccharomycetales, Schizosaccharomycetaceae.